UUCCACAGCCGACAAAGGAAGGGUGACCGCUUAAACUACGACUUUCUGGGAGCUCCGAUUCAGUCUGAGAGGUCGGAUCCCGCUGUUCCCGCCCUCUUCACUUCUGGCUGACUUUGCUGACAGAUACUGUUUUGUUGGAUGAGCAGGCACCUCUGGAAGAAUCAGUUGAGUGAGAUGGUGCAGCCCAGUGGUGGCCCAGCAGGGGACCAGGACAUGCAGGGUGAAGAAUCUUCUCUGGGAAAGCCAGCAAUGUUACAUCUGCCUUCAGAGCAGGGUACUCCUGAGACCCUCCAGCGCUGCCUGGAAGAGAACCAAGAGCUCCGAGAUGCCAUCCGGCAGAGCAAUCAGAUGCUAAGAGAAUGCUGUGAGGAGCUGCUGCAUUUCCAGGUCAGCCAGCGGGAGGAGAAGGAGUUCCUCAUGUGCAAAUUCCAGGAAGCCAGGAAGCUGGUAGAGAGACUAAGCAUGGAGAAGCUUGACCUGCACAGACAGAGGGAACAGGCCUUAAAGGAUUUGGAGCACCUGAAGAAAUGCCAGCAGAUGGCUGAGGACAAGGCCUCUGUGAAAGCCCAGGUGACAUCAUUACUGGGGGAACUCCAGGAAAGCCAGAGUCGCUUGGAGGUUGCCACCAAAGAACGGCAAACUUUAGAGGGAAGGAUGCGAGCCGUUAGUGAGCAGGUUAGACAGCUGGAGAGUGAACGGGAGGUGCUGCAGCAGCAGCACAGCGUACAGGUGGACCAGCUGCGCAUGCAGAACCAGAGUGUGGAGGCUGCCCUGCGAAUGGAGCGUCAGGCUGCUUCAGAGGAGAAGAGGAAGCUGGCUCAGUUGCAGGCAGCCUAUCACCAGCUCUUCCAAGAUUAUGACAGUCACAUCAAGAGCAGCAAGGGCAUGCAGCUAGAAGAUCUGAGGCAACAGCUCCAGCAAGCUGAGGAGGCCCUGGUAGCCAAACAGGAAUUGAUUGAUAAACUGAAAGAAGAGGCUGAGCAGCACAAGAUUAUGAUGGAGACUGUGCCAGUCCUGAAGGCCCAGGCGGAUAUCUACAAGGCUGACUUCCAAGCUGAGAGGCAUGCCCGGGAAAAGCUGGUGGAGAAGAAGGAGCUUUUGCAGGAGCAGCUGGAGCAGCUGCAGCGCGAGUUCAGCAAACUGAAGGCUGGCUGCCAUGAGUCAGCCAGGAUUGAGGAUAUGAGGAAGCGGCAUGUAGAGACUUCUCAGCCCCCUUUACUUCCUGCAUCAGCUCACCACUCCUUUCAUCUGACCUUACCCAACCAGCGGAGAAGCCCUCCUGAGGAACCACCUGACAUGCGUUGUCCCAAGUGCCAGUAUCAGGCUCCUGAUAUGGACACUCUACAGAUACAUGUCAUGGAGUGCAUAGAGUAGAAGCAGCAGAUGUAAGGCCACUUGUAAUACCAUGUCCUGAACUAUGCAACUUAUGCUUUCCUGUUUCACCUGCAUAGUCCACAAUUAAGGGCUUGAUCUCAAAGAGCUGGCCCUAGGACCUAACAGGACCCUUGCUUUAGCUCUUUGGUCUGCUAGUUCCCCACUAGGGUAGACAGCCCUAGUCAGGAAUUUUUUUUUGUUUUUUUUCUAUGUGCCUGAGCCACUUGCCUCUGCUAGCUUCUUCCUCCCUCUUUUCCCAUUCUCCUAGGGGGUCUAGAAUGGAGGCCAGAGGCUCUCAGGGAGCACCCUUUCUCUAAGCAGGACUGGGUGCAGCUCUUCCUCCCUCCAGCUGGUACCUUUCUUGCCCUGAGCUGCAGGCUGUUCUCCCAGGGCAUAUGGCAUGUAAGGCCAUAACAUAUGUUGCCUCUGAUGGACAUUUGGGAAGUAUUCUGUCUUUUGCUACUGUAAGUAACGGUGCAGUGAAAGUACUUGUGCACUGAUCUGUGUGUACCUUUAAGACAUAUGCUUAGACAUAGCAUUGAGCCUUGCCUUGGAGGAGGUUGGUGGACUUUUGUGUUUCUGCCAUCUGCUAGACAUGCUGUUUUUUACUAAAGAGUAUGCCAAAGUGUCUUUUUCUGGGGUAUAUGGGCCUUUUUAAAUUCCACUCAUGUAACUUGGAUUUUCAUAUUUUCUACUCAUUUUCCUGUUGCAUCAUUGCCAUUUGUUCUUGGGCUCUGGGAAAGUUUUUGAUCAUCAGUCAGGUUAGCUCUUGUCUAUCACACAAAUUGCACACCUUGUUCCAUUUUGGUUGUGUUACUGUUUUGGGGCCUAGAAGCUGUUUAUGUACUCACACCCAUGCUUUCCUCCAUAUUUUGGCUUUGGAGUUAUGGCUGCUUUGUGGUCUGACAGAAGACUAUUUCACAUACAUGUUUUUCUUAUUCCAGCACCAGUGUGCUCUUGUCUUUGUGAAGCACAUUCUUGUCUUGUGUGAAUGGUGAUUUCCAUAGUUCAUCACACUCCAGGAGUUUGUGAUGGCAUGUUUUGCACCAGCCCAAAUGUUCUGUCUUGGGAACCAUUUAGUAGUGACUGGCAGAUUGUGAACAAGGAAACUCUUCACUUGUUUUGCAAGGCUGUAGACAUUUUCUGGAGCCUUACAGUCAUUGGUAUCAGCCUUGCAAUUCUAGUAAAGAAAAGGAAGUUGGAGUUGAGAAAGUAAUAGAUGUGCCUUUCUGACUCCUCAGAUCUGAAACCCUUCCUGCCCUCCUGAAUGCUUUCAUAGUUCUGAGUGGGAUCUGUAAAUCCAUCCCUGUCUGGGGCUUUUUUCACAAGACUUCUUGCCUAUUAAGGGUGAGAAGGCUGAGUAGAAUCAGGAUUUAAAAAGGGAUUUAAAAAGUAAGCCUGAGCUGGGUUCUUCCUCAGAAUUCUCAGGGGGUGGGGAGCAAGUUUUCCAUUUUCUAAUUCCUAGGUAUUUAUUAGACAGAUCUUUGGGAAAAUGUUAAAGGAACAGACAUGUUCUUUGCUCAUGAGGCCUUCAUUUAAAUACCCAUUCUAAUUUUCCUUCAGAAGUGCUAUUGGUUUGGUUUGAUUCAGUUCAGUUUUGUGGUGGUAUAUGGCAUUCCUAUAGCUGUUCUAAAAAUUCUCAGAGACUUGAAGUGGCAACAAAAAAAAUCAGUCUUUCAUGCCUGGAAGUCAGAUGUUAAGUUUCUUCUGAGAAUUAAUUCCAGGUUUUCUCCUUGCUUUUGGUUUCUGGCAGUCCUUGGUGUUGCUUGGCUUAUAGACCUAUCACUCCAAUCUCUGGUUCUCGUGCCUCAUGGUCUCCUCCUCUACUUCUGUAUUGUAGAUGUGGAGUCUGUCUGGUAAUUAAGGAGGAUCUCCAGCUCAAGACACUUACCUCACUACACCUACCAAGACCCUUUUCCCAAAUAAAGUCAUGUUCUCAAGUUCUGGGGGUUUGGACUUACACAACUCAGGGUAGGGAUAUCAUAAGAACCUGAGUAAAUGCAGCCAAAGACAUGUGCCUCUAAUCCUUGCAAUUCUGCUGGAGAGACUUGGUCUCUAGGGUGAUGGUGACCACUAGGCUUCAGAAUUUGGAGAAGGUCAGGCCUUUAUAGAUGCUACGCUCCUAGCAGGGCCAGAAGGUAUGACUGAGAAAGACAGGUAGGCUGCAGUGGGAGAGAGCAGUUGGACUGUCUUCAGUGGCUGUAUGGGGUUCAUGCUUCUUGGAUAAAUAGAGAUACAUAGGUACAUUUCUGACCAGCACUUUAUCCUGAAAGGGACUCAGAAAGGUGUGACCCAGGUUUCACAGCAGGAUCACCCGGGAGCUUGAAACAUUCUGGUUUGGGCUUUAUGGUCUGGUCAUGCCAAAAUAUCAGGGUGGCGCAGGUGGUGGUUGGGACUAAAUACCCUUCUCAGAAGGUUGGAGCCCUUGACACUUCCUUGCACUGAAGUGUGGUGUAUGAUUACUACACAUGAGAUAUCAAGGAUUUGAGAUUAUACCAUCUUCCCUGACAUGGGACAUGCUUCUUUCUUUUCUGGAAUUAUUUAACUAGACCUAGAAAAACUGGUUGUUGUUUUUUUUUUUCUUUCAAGGGAAUUAGCCUACUUGCUUUUAAGAGCUGUGCCCCUGGCAGACAGCUUCUAGAUUCAGACAGCUAGAAACAUGUCCUUCCCAGAAGUCCCGUUACUGUUACUUAUGCUCUCUUCCUGUUGGCCUAUGACCAAGAGAAAUCCAGAGAGUCAGUAAGAGACAGUGCAGAGUACUUUACCCACUGUAGUAACAAAUGAUAAGGUGCAGAUUGUAAGUAGAGAUGAUGUCAAAAUAGGAACAAUUGUAGUCCUGUGUGUGAUGCCAUCAGGCAUGGUGAGACCUUGCAGCAUUUGCCCUUUCAAGGGGUGGGUGUUUGGUGAGAUGGAGCAAGCACUUUGGAAACAUCCUCAGCCCUCUUUAUCUGACAGCUUGGUCCUCACAGUGACUACUUAAUUGGAGUGGCUCUCAUGGUACCAUGUUUGUCACUACCAAAGGCUGUGAUGAAAUAGGCUAUAUAUCUGUUGACACAGGCCUGCAUAGCCAGUAUUGUGAACAUUUUGUUACAUGGAACACUCUGAAGUAUGGUAUAAAAAGGCCAGAAGAUUAAAAAAUAGUGUGAAAUAAAGAAGACCUGCAAGCAUGCAUACUGUCCUCAGUUGGUGGAUGUAGGGGUAGAAUUUCCAGAAACAAAGUUUUUCUUUUGUUCUAUUUCUAUGCCUUUAAUUCUCAUGCAUUAUAUAGGAAGUAGCUGUUACACAUGCGUUUGAGGUUUCCUCUGCCUGACUGAGAAAAGCUCAUUGUUGACACAACAGGGUGGUGCAAGGGGCAAAAAUCAACUAACAUGGGGCCUGGAUUUCCUGUGAGUGCAGCAACAAAGUACCACAUGUUGGGGGCUUAGGCAACAGAGAUUUCCUGUCCCGCCUAUUCUGAGGGCAGGGGUCUGAGAUAAGUGUGGGCAGAGUGGGUUCCUCAUAAGAGAUAACCCAUUCCAGGCCUCUCUCCCACUGUGUAGCAGGUCCCAGCAAUUCUUAGUGCUCUCUGGUUGGACCUGCAACUCUGGCUCUGCCACUUUUGUCACAUGGUCACUUUAUGUGUUUCCUUUUUUAUAAGCAUAUCAAUGUCAAACAAAGGUGAAUAUUUGGUAACAUGAAAACAUUUUGUUCAGUAUUUAGUGAUUGUACUGUGAAUUCUAAUUGGUCUUAAUAAUAAAAACCCGGAGUCAGAUAUUAGGGGGUGAAAGCUGAAAGAUCAGAGAAGCAGAGUAGCCAGCCACUAGUUCUCACCUCUAUGAAAUCCUCAGACUCCUGUUUCCUCCCAGUUUAUAUGCCUCUCUGGGACAGCGAUAUCACUUCCUGUCUCCACCUCCCUAGUGCUGGAAUUAAAGACAUGAGAUUUCAAGUGCUGGGAUCAAAGGUGUGAGCUCUGUUUCUUUUGUACUGGUUCAAUCUCACAUAGCCCAGUGUGGCCUUGAACUCCUGAUCUUCUUGCUUAGACCUCCCAAGUGCUGGGAUCAAAGGUGUGUGCCACCACUGCCUGGCCUCUGUGGUUAACUAGGUGGCUAGCACCAUCCUUUGAUCUCCAGGCAAACUUUGUUAGAGCACAGACAAAAUAUUAUAAGUGACAGUGAUAGAAAGAGCCAAUCUGCAGAGAUGGUCAGAAUAUCAUGAGUGUUUUAGGUUUGGAGCUGUGGUCAACAUCAUGGAUAUGGAGGACAGAGGAAGAGGCAUCUAAUGACUACUGGGCUUUGGUUUUUCACACCUGGGUACCUGGGCCAUCUGCCUACCACCGGGAAGACUAGGGAAAGGGAUGCCAGAGUUGUGAGAGAGAAACAGUUCAGUGUUCAGUUCUGAUCAAGCCAGGCUCAGUGUGAGAUGUCCUGGGUCCCUUCAUCUUGCCUUGAUUUGUUAGGGUGGUUUCACGUUGAAACUCCAGGCUUUUCAUUUAUCCAUUGCUUACUGGCAAUCAGUGUGAUCUGGUAAAUCUGUUUCCAUUUUGCUUAAUGUCCUUCACUGAUUUUCUGUUUCUUCAGAUCUAAACUCCAUCCUCAGCCUUGUGUUGCUCUAACUUCAUAUCAUCUUCCCUAAAGGCCCAGCCCUUCCACACUGGCCUUUUUUUCUUUUCCUCAAACCCACUAGUACUUCUGUGUUUUAAGGUUUUUGCCUCUGUUGUCUCCUUUGCUGAGAAGGCUCUGUCCUCUUAUCUGUACAGUUGAUUUUUUUUUGUUAUUCAGAUCUAAGUGUAAACAAAAGUUCUUUCAUCUGAAGUCUUCAUCCUAAAUCACAUUACCUUCAACUUAAUCACGUUGCUCACUUCAACAAAACUGACCUUUUGUAUUCUGUUGUUUCUUCCCUCCCACUAGAGGGAGAAAGAAGCCUUGUCAAUUCAAUUUAGUAACACUAUACAGGAGCUCAUCACAGGGAUACUCUGUGUUUACUGAUGGCUGAACUUAUCUGACAUGACAUCAGGAUUCCCCUGCUAAUAUUUUCAGAGACAUCACCUAUCACCACAAUUGGUGAUUUAUAGAAGUUAUUAUAUUAAUGUACUAGAAAUGAUAGUACAGAAAUCUUAUUUUAUAACUAUAGUAACUGUAGCUUUUUAUUUUGGUGCUGAGGAUGGAACUUGGCCUCUUGCACAUGCUAAGCAUGCAUACCACCACUGAGCUACAGUCUCAGUUUAUUGGCUUUUCUCUGUAUCUCUCUACUCUUUUCUCUGAUAGUCCCAUUCUGUAGCCCUGCCUAACUUGGAAUUUAUUAUGUAAUUCAGAUUGGUCUUGAACUUGCAGCCAUUCUUUUGCCUCAGCCUCUCCAGUGCUAGGAUUACAAAUAUGUUCCACUAUGCCUGACUAGCAUUUUUCAUUUUGUUCAGAAUUUAAAUGGGUAUCUGGACGUAGUGGUACACACAAUUCUGGCACUUGAGAGGAAGUGACAGGGAGAGUACCAGGAGUUUGAGGCCAGCUUGGGCUACAAAGUGAGACUUGGUUUCAGAUAAGAAAAACAGAAUUUGGGAGGAUGGACCAUGUGAGCUUCAUAAUGUAUAAAGGAAACCAAUUCUGUGGUCAUAUGGGCAAAUCCCAGUCUGAACAUUAAUGAAAUCCCUGAGCCUUUGCUUUCUUAUCUGUAAAACUGCAAAUCAAUUUUAGUUUAGACCCAAGUCUAGAUUUUCCAUUAGGUUUUGAGUGCUGGUAAGAAAGUCAGUUAGACCUGUCUGGUAGAGCAUGCACUUGAAGUUGAAGCAGGAUGCUAAUGAGUUCCAGGCUAGGCUAGGCUACAUAGCAAGAUUCUCUCAACACAAACAAAAAGUCAAUUGGUGAAUUCCUGGAGAUGAGUGGGGUGUAGAGAGAGUGAUAGUUUGUAGGUACAUAGUUCUUUGGG
Microtus ochrogaster (prairie vole) is the source of this 7272-nucleotide messenger RNA. It is a transcript of the gene Ikbkg, whose product is annotated as inhibitor of nuclear factor kappa B kinase regulatory subunit gamma. Lineage: Eukaryota; Metazoa; Chordata; Mammalia; Rodentia; Cricetidae. Gene Ontology annotation, biological process: positive regulation of canonical NF-kappaB signal transduction. Gene Ontology annotation, cellular component: IkappaB kinase complex; nucleus; cytoplasm. Gene Ontology annotation, molecular function: K63-linked polyubiquitin modification-dependent protein binding. The record is from RefSeq and is a predicted model, not a curated record.